Messenger RNA from Malus domestica (apple), 1695 nucleotides. RefSeq lists its product as uncharacterized. NCBI's taxonomy places the organism in Eukaryota, Viridiplantae, Streptophyta, Magnoliopsida, Rosales, Rosaceae. The record is from RefSeq and is a predicted model, not a curated record. Gene Ontology annotation, molecular function: protein binding.
AAAAUUAUGAAUUAUGAAAAAGUGUGUAUAAUUUGGCAUUAAAACCCCAUCAGCGAGUGUCUUGUUCGAUUUGGUCUAGCAUAAGAAAAUCAUAGCCUUUUCUUAUCUCUGUGGAAAGAAUGAGAAGCUCUGAUUCCACCAAAGCUCUAGUUUCAUUCUCAACCUUCUUUUUUCUUCUAUCCUAUCUUUGUAUUCCUAGUUGUGUAGCAGUAGCAUUCUCGUUGCAUGAAAAUUCUUCUCCCGUAACAAACUAUUCCAACAGACAAACCCUCGAGUUCGAUUUAGGUGGCCACCGCAGAAGAGGCAGCGGACACAGAAGCCACCAAAAGCACAAAACCCCACCAGCAGCACCACCACCACCACCGGUACCACCACCACAAGUACCACUACGGCCGCCACAAGCACCUCCUCCUACAAAAUUGCCAGACAACCAACUUGUAUUUGCAGACCAAAGGCUCAAAAUAGUCUACCCAAUUAUCCAAAACUUCAAGUCCCUUAUCACCUCAGAUCCACUAAACAUCACAAAAACGUGGGUGGGAUCCAACAUAUGCAGUUACAAAGGCUUCUACUGUGACAGCCCUCCAAACAACAGCUCCGCCAUUGCCCUCGCCUCGAUCGACUUCAACGGAUUCCAACUAGGGGCCCCUUCUCUCGACGGAUUUCUCGACCAGCUCCCGGACAUUGCCCUCUUCCAUGCAAACUCCAACAAUUUUUCCGGCACUGUCUCCCCCGCCAUUGCCAACCUCCCCUACCUCUACGAACUCGACAUAAGCAACAACCAAUUCUCCGGGGCGUUUCCCUCCGCCGUUCUCGGCAUGAACACCCUAGGUUUCUUGGACAUAAGGUUCAAUUUCUUCACUGGGGCAGUCCCACCGGAGAUUUUCACUCAAGAACUUGACGCCCUAUUCCUAAACAACAACAAUUUCAUGCAGAAUCUUCCCGACAAUCUCGGCAGCUCUCAUAUUCUCCUCCUCACCUUAGCAAACAACAAAUUCACGGGCUCGAUUCCAUCGGGCAUUUCAAAAGCUUUCGCUGCUCUGACUGAGGUUCUGCUACUGAACAACCAGCUCACAGGAUGCUUGCCUUACGAAAUAGGGUUGCUAAAACAGGCCUUAGUUUUAGAUGUCGGAAACAACCAGUUAACCGGGCCGUUACCGUUUUCACUGGCGUGCCUCGAAAACGUGGAGCAGCUGAAUUUUGCGGGUAACUUGUUGCAUGGCAUGGUACCUGAGGUGGUGUGUCAUGAGCUGCAAAGCUUGGAGAACUUUUCGCUGUCCGAUAAUUACUUCACAAAUGUUGGUCCGAUUUGUAGAAGCUUGAUCGGGAAAGGAGUGCUCGAUGUUACGAACAACUGCGUUCCCGAUCUUCCGUUUCAGAGACCGGUGGAGGAAUGUGCGGAUUUCUUUGCGCACCCAAGGUUUUGUCCCUUCAUGUGGACUUAUACUUACAUUCCAUGUAAGCCUCCUGGUUUUGGUUCUUUGUUUCCUCCAUUGCCUCCUCCACCGUGACGUAGUAAAUUUGUUCAUCUUCUCCAAGGCUUGUGGGUGUAAAAAUUUCAAUGUAAACAUGGUGAUUCAUUCUUUUCACUUAUUUCAGUGUAACAUAAUGCAUGGUACAUUUAAUAUGAGAAUUAUUGAGAUGUUUCCUUGAUGAUUUUGUAAUUAUAAGAAAUCAGUGAUUCGGGCUUUUAGCUUA